CCCGGAAGCAGUUAAUUAUUGUUACAUGGGUUACCAUUUUUUUCAUGCGGGUUUGCUAAGUAGCCACUUUUAUUAACUUUAUAACUGUCCGAUGAAGUUUUAAGACGUAAUCAAGUAACGAUAAUAUGGCAGAACCCCACUUUCCUUUUCCCUCCCUGGCCUUCUUAGUUCCUCCUCUCCGGAUGAUGUCAGCCUUCAUGUGGAGGGUGGUACACCAGGGGAACACAAAGCAUUAUGGGAAACUGGAGGAAUUUGUAUCCAUGGUUACUGAGGAGGUUCCAGAACUCCUUAACAACAAACAGAAGUGUCUGCUCAUCCUGGCUCUCAGAGGACGGAUGACACUACAACUGCUACGAUCUGGACGUCCUGAUGAUCUCAAGGCUGUUCAAACCCACCUGGACGGACUAAGAUCACAUGGUGUUAAACAGUCAAAUGAUGCAGUGAUUGAAUCUGCUGAAACCAACUUCCUGAAACUGGUUGAAAGCCUUCUAGAAGAUCCAGAGGAGAGGGAACACUUCUUCAGGGUGGUGUUCCCGGUGGAGUAUGGUCCUAACUUUGAAAUGGCGCUGCAGGCUCUGGUGUGUCACUUCCUGUCUAGACUGGAGGAGCUGUUGCCGGUCCCAGACUUCAAACAGACUGCUUCGUUGAUCAGUGCUGCCCCCUCUGUUCUGGAGGACUACAUGCGCUGUGUCUCCCAUGAUGAUCUGAACUCCAUGUUACACAACCAGCAGUAUCAUGGGAACCUCAAACUACCCCAGAGUGCUCCCACUCAGACAGAGGACCGCCUCCUCCACUCCUUGUCCUUCCCCCCCUCACUGAGACUGGCCAAUGUCUUGCACCACAGCACUGGCUACAGCGAAUCUGAAUCGUUCACUGUCUAUGAGAGGCCGCCCCUGCCUAUCAGAGAUGAUCUGGAGACUGUGACUGACAGCUUGUGUGGUGAAAUGUUAAAAGGAAAUGUGGAUAAAAACAAGAAUGAAACCAAUUCAGUAGAAUACCAAAAAGGUCCUCAAAGCACAAAUGAACACAAAGAAGUGAAAGAUGAAGCUGUGCAUGUUCAAAAUAUACAAUUUAAGUCAGAGGAAGAAGGAAGGACUGUAAGCAUUUACCAUGAGCAUCAGUACUCAAGGAGCACCAAUGCCUGUCCUCAGACUGUACUACAACUCCAGGUCCCAUCAACCAGCCCCCAAGCUGCCCUUAACUCCACCUCAUUUCAGGACGCUACAUCAUCUUCAUCCACCAUGACACAAGGAACUACAACCUCCACUAACCCUACAACCAGUAUAUCCCCCUCCACCACCCCUACCAUGUCUUCCCCCAGUUGUACCCCUGGUUCGUCAGAUCAACCUCCACGCCGGGUGGCCCAUAAAUGUCCCCAGUGUGGUCGCUGUUUCAUCUACCGCUACAAGAUGUUAGAACACCAGCGUCUCCACACGGGGGAAAACCCGUACAAGUGUUCCCAGUGUGGCAAGACUUUCAGAAGGUCCUCCGACAUAUCCAACCAUCGCCGGACCCAGUGCUCCAACGCAGCUUAUGUUUGUAUUAAAUGUGGGAGCAGCUUUGGGUCCGUCCAGGACAGGGUUAACCAUCGAUGCGGUGGUAGCCACAGUUGCCACAACUGUGGGAAGGUUUUCAGGUGCCAAUCCCACCUGACGGUGCACAUGAGAAGCCACAACGGUGAGCGACCGUACCACUGCACCUACUGCGACAAACGGUUCACCUUGAGAGGCAACCUGACCAUACACAUACGGACUCACACAGGGGAGAAACCUUUUGUCUGCUCUUACUGUGGCAAGGCCUUCUGCUCUCCGGGGGACCUGCAGAGCCACAGGAGGACACACACUGGGGAGAAACCAUACAACUGCACCAUCUGUCAGAAAGGAUUCACCAUGUCUGGUCAGUUAACUCUCCACAUGCGACUUCACACUGGAGAACGUCCCUACCUCUGUCACGAGUGUGGGGAUACAUUUCGUCGUGGUGUAGAUUUGAAGACGCACGUUCUGAAUCACUCUGGGCUGCGACCUUUUUCCUGCCAUCUCUGUUCUAAGACUUACAAAUGUAAAAAUCACCUGAAUUGUCAUUUAAAAACACACAGUUCCACGUCUCUGGAUAUUAUCAAGCAGUCAUCUGUAGCUACAGUAUAACUACGACACAAGCAGAUUAAAUAUUAUUUGAAGGGUUGUAACUGUUGCAGCUCUCUUCCAUUUUCCGGAUUUGUGACUUCCUCUGAUCAUGUCCUUAUAACUAAUGGUGUUGGCGUCUCUGUUCUCUCCCAACAGGCUCUCAGCAUUGCCAAAUUCUAUGGUUUUAUAAGGAAGUACAAAUGCAUUGACAUACAGCACCAGAAAAAAUGAUGACACCAAUGCACUUUUUUUUUUUCUUUCU
Messenger RNA from Esox lucius (northern pike), 2385 nucleotides. Its product is annotated as zinc finger protein 624-like. NCBI's taxonomy places the organism in Eukaryota, Metazoa, Chordata, Actinopteri, Esociformes, Esocidae. Gene Ontology annotation, molecular function: DNA-binding transcription factor activity, RNA polymerase II-specific; RNA polymerase II cis-regulatory region sequence-specific DNA binding. The transcript has 7 exons. Gene Ontology annotation, biological process: regulation of transcription by RNA polymerase II. The record is from RefSeq and is a predicted model, not a curated record. Bases 126 to 2144 code for a protein of 672 amino acids.